This is a messenger RNA of Oncorhynchus nerka (sockeye salmon), 2190 nucleotides long. RefSeq lists its product as uncharacterized. Bases 263 to 1060 code for a protein of 265 amino acids. Lineage: Eukaryota; Metazoa; Chordata; Actinopteri; Salmoniformes; Salmonidae. The record is from RefSeq and is a predicted model, not a curated record. The transcript has 6 exons.
AAAUCAUGAUUGAUUCCAGGACAGGAGUUGGCGGCACUUUAAACGUUUGUUUGCGGACCGCCAUGAAGAAGAAGAAAACCUCGCCAACAACACAACGUCAAUCCCGGAAAUACGACACGAACAAAGAGGAGAACAACACGAGACUCAGUCGUAUCGAUUGUGCUGUGGACAAACUACGCGGUGAGAUUCUCCUCUCCUCCUGGAACCCAAUGAUCCCGUUGUUGGACAGGCCUUCACCUUGUCAUCAUCGACUAAUGGGACAAUGGAAGAAGAGAGCCAGGACUGUGUCAGAGUGUCUGACAGCUCAGCUGAGGCUAUGGAGGAGUUAAGCAUCACAGAGUGUAGAGUAGUGGACCAGAGCCUGUGUACUACUGAUCCUCCCAUGAAGUCUCUUGACAACUUUGAAGCAGAAAUCUACGAUCAUGAGGGCAAGGGAGCAUACAGGUUCCAGUGCCCCAGUGCAGGUCUGUUCCAGUGCAGUAUAACAGGCCUGGUGUUCAGGAUGGAGGGAGAAGGAGAGGUGCUCUAUAGGACAGUCCACUGGGACAUGAGGCUUCUUUCCCAGAAUGGAAAGAGGCCUGCAGGACCCUGUUCAACAUCGACUGUCCUCAGAAGUCUGUCUGUCAACUACACCUCCCACACUGUCAGAUUCAUUCUGACAGCAGAAUUUCUGGAUUUCCAGUCCUAUGAAAACUACUUCCCCACAUUUCAGUUGUUCUUGCUGACUGUUGUUAAAGAGUUUGAUCUCCUUCUGAAAGAAAAUGGCAGCACUGAAAAUCAAUGGGAGAGACAUGUCUGGCUUCCAGCUCCUGUCCAGGUCCAACCUCACGGGCCUGUGGCACCAGUACCAGCAGCUUCUGCCCAGCCUCAUGGGCCUGCAGUUCCUAUCCAGCUUCAGGCAGUUCCAACUCUGCAUCAGCCUGCACCUCAGCCAGCAGGCCCCGCCCAGGUCCAGCCUCAUGGGCCUGUGGCACCAGUACCAGCAGGCCCCGCCCAGGUCCAGCCUCAUGGGCCUGCAGCUCCUACUGCUGUUGUCCGUCCAUCUGUCCGUGAAGAUUAACUAGACUUGAGAUAAUCAAAUCAGCGGCUUCCAAAUAAACAUUUAAUGAAAAGUAUCUUAAAGGAGCAAUCUGUGAUUUAGUAGAGCUGGGAAUUUCCAGGGACCUCACAAUACAAUACUUCAGUGCCGAUACGAUAUGUAUUGCAAUUCUAUACUGAACAAAAAUGUAAACGAAACAAGAACCCCCAAAAAUGUCAUAAGCACAGAAAGCUUAUUUCUCUCAAAUGUUAUGCACAAAGUUGCUUACUUCCCAGUUAGUGAGCAUGUCUUGUUUGAUAGGAUAAUCCAUCCACGUGACAGAUGUGGCUUAUCAAGAAGUUGAUUAAAACAGCAUGAUCAUUACACAGGUGCACCUUGUGCUGGGGACAAAAGCCCACUCUAAAAUGUGCCGUUUUGAUGCACAACACUACAGAUAUCUCAAGUUUUGUGGGUGGGUGCAAUUGGCAUGCUGACCGCAGGAAUGUCCACCAGAGCUGUUGCCAGAUAAUUUUAUGAUUUUUUCUCGGCCAUAAGCUCCAACGUUGUUUUAGAGAAUUUGGCAGUAUGUCCAAUCGGCCUCACAACCUCCUACAAAGUGUAACCAUGCCAGCCCAGGGCCUCCACAUUCGGUUUCAUCAUCUGAGACCAGCCAUCCGGACAGCUGAGGAAACUGAUGAGCAUUUUUGUCUGUAAUCAGUCCUUUUUGUGGAGGGAAAAACUCAUUCUGAUUGGCUGGGCAUGGCUCCCCAGUGGGUAGGCCUAUGCCCACCCAUGGCUGCGCCCCUGCCCAAUAGUGAAAUUCAUAGAUUAGAGACUAAAUAAUUCAUUUCAGUUGACUGAUUUCCUAAUAUGAUAUCAGAUAUUUUAUACACCAGGGUUGUGCUCAAUUCGGAAUUUGGGAAUUGACUCCCAUUCCACUUGUGAGUUGAAAUUAAAUUUCAAUCGGCCACAACACAGGAUGUAGAAUAUGAAUUUGAGUGACAGGAAAUUCAAAGAAAUUUCACUCGGUCAUAGAACAUGAGUUUCAUUGAAUCUGUCUGACAGGUCACACUUCCAGAAACCAAAGAAUAUAUCACUUUUCUCUGGAAACAAUGUUCAUAUACUCUAUUAACCUUACUGCUUAGAAUAAACCAUUAUAUUUCCACCAACCA